AGAUCGGCACAACAGCUUGUUGUGAUUUGCCGAAUUUAUUUUCUAUUUUUUGUUAUGUCGUAAUUUCAACUCUCAAUUAAGUGAUAAAAUGAGCCUGUUUGGAAAGAAACGUCAAGAUGAAGUGGAGGCUGCAAGGCAAAUGGCUAUUAAGCUGACCCUUAGCAAAGAAGUAGCAUCUUCUAUCAAAAAGCUCCAGCGCGACCAUAUUAGUCUUGAUUCAGCCAUCAGAAGUGGUGACACAGCAAACCGAUUCUGCAAUGUCAUGGAAGCCAUCCUCCUCCAUGAGUUGAAGGACUCUUACUCUUCUAAGACGUUUUGGCCAUUUCUGAUGAAGUUCACUCACAGAGAUGUCAUUGAACAGAUCAAAGAAUUGUCUUUCAUCAAAACUGAAGUUGGAUUUUGUAGGGCUUGGGUACGACUGGCUCUUAAUGACUGUUUAAUGGAGAGUUACAUGUCAGCCAUCCUUAGGGAUAGCAAGGCCAUCAGACAAUACUACGGACGCAACUCAUUCCUAAGAGAUCCUGAGCAACCAUUUAUCAUCACAAAUUACCUACAGGGUCUAGGCAAUUUUUCCUUUCAGCUCUCGCACAACUCAACUCUGCUUAAUGUUUGGGGUGCAGCACCCUCUAUGUUGAAGGGUUCCUGGUCUCCGCCUGGUGACAACAAGGCAAACAAAACAACUUCUCCAAGGCCUUCAACAGAUCUAACAGCGUCAUUUCAAGACUGGCCGGCAGCGAACAGUCCAUUGACUCCAUCAACACCAAGCUUCACCAUACCAGACGGUGCUCUCCAGGUGACUCCCAACAGUUCUGUUGACAUGCCGUACCAUGUUGGAAGCUUCCAUGAGAGCGAGAUGAGCACCAACUUGCUGCGCAGCCUGGAGGAAGAGGAGAGGGGAACGACAAGGGAUGUGCCUACCGAGUCGAACCCGAUGAUUCAAGAAGGGCCAUCGGUGGUCUUGGAAGAGUCAGAAGACUUUGAGGACAGUAUCGUGAUCCAUAUGUCACCUACUGAGAAUACACCAACCCAAGGAGAGGGUAAAGCUUCGGUUGAUGGCCCACAUACAGGACAUUCUGUUGCCCAGAGCAUGGAGGCUCAUCCGCCUCUUCCGAGGAAUCCCUUUGAGGAUGAUCUUGAGGACGAUGAUCAAGGGAUUGUCUUUGAUCCUGUUGUACAAACCAAAGAUGUGUCCACGGUGUCAAAGGAACAAUCAAGCACACCUAAGUAUCCUGGUGAGGAAAAUAGACUUGCACCAAAGGAUCAACCUAAUCAACAAGCAGAAGACCCUUCACUUUAUUCUGACAAUUUCAAGAAAGACACAACUCAACCAACAAAAAUCAGAAUGGACGAUCUUGAUGAUAACAACCCAUUUUUCAGAGCUGAUGGAAGCAAGGAUGUCAGGAACUCAGAUGAUUUUGUAAAGAAACCUAGGAUACCAUCCCUGAAGGAGGAACUUGAUGCAGCAGAGGGAGGGAUGUUUGUUUGUAGAUCCAACAUUGAAUAUUACAAUGAAGAGGAUGAUGGUGAGGAUGAGGAAGAUGGUGAUGACUACCAGGGUGCUGGUGGAAGAGGAGUGGAAUCAGAACAGGUCAGUGCUAGGACACCUGAAACAAAAGUCAAGGAGUUGAAUGAUCAAGGGAUAGGUGACGAUGACAGGAAGGGAGGAGUUCCAAGUGGAGGGGAUUAUGGAAAAGGGAGGGAAGAGCUGACGAGUUCCUAUGGCAACAGCCUUGGAAGACACAGAGGCUGGUCUUCUGAGUUCCACAGACCAACAUCAAUGAUGGCUGAAGAUGCUCGGGAUGGAUACACAAGGCAAGAGAGUUACCAAACCUUACUGAAGAACUACAUGGACACCACAGACAAGGCCAUCACACCUGUCAGUAACCUUUCAACUUUGACCUCGCCAACCAGUGACACGUCAGGCAAAGAUGCCUCUACAGCACAUUCUAUGAAGCAGACUUCUGCACCAUCUUCUCCACAACCCGCCGAUUUUCCCUUGGAUUUUGAAAUCAUUCCCUUCAGCAGCUCACCGGCUUCCAAACAUGCCGACACGCGCACACAGGACCUUCUAUCUGGAGUGACGACCAUCGCCAAUGAGAAGGGUCUCGACUCUCAGAACUACCAGUGCAAAGGAUGCACUAGGCCAGUAGGGAUUAUCUAUGGGAAAGCCAAGGUGUGUGGAUACGAUGGAUGUUACUAUUGUUAUGAAUGUCAUAAUGAUGAGGAAGCCGUCAUUCCGGCAAGAAUAUUGUACAGCUGGGAUUUCAGGAAACAAAAAGUUGCCAAGCACACCAAGAGUUUCUUGCAGCAGAUCGAGGCCAUGCCAUUGAUAGAUAUAGCUGAAACCAACCCAUCACUCUACAAAGCUGUUCCAGAACUAGAAGAAGUCAAGGGUGUCCGUAUGCAACUCAAGUAUUUGAAAGCCUAUUUGUUCACCUGUAAGCAGUCUGUAGCAGAAGAACUGAAGAAGAGGGUGUGGCCAAGGGAAUACAUGCUAGACCAUGUUCAUCUGUACUCCAUGCUGGACUUCAAUCAAGUACAGGCAGGGACCCUCUCACCCAUCCUGAGGAAAGUGGUUGUAUUUGCCGUCAAGCACGUCCAGCAGUGCGCCCUCUGUAGUCAGAAAGGGUUCAUCUGCGAAAUCUGUGAGAACAGCAAAAUCAUCUAUCCCUUUGAUACAGAUCUUACUGUUCAGUGCGACAGAUGCAAGUCGGUGUACCACAAAGCAUGCAAGACAGAGAUGAAGCCCUGCCCGAAGUGUGUGCGUAGGAAAGUGAGGAAGACCCAAGCCGACCAGAGCACAAGCCAAGCAAACUUUGUCUCUCCUUUCACCUGAUGGGGGUAGGCAGAGAAGAGGGAUACAGCCCUGUAUCACAAAGACUUGCAAUCAAUCACAACAUGGCAAUGGCCUAUCAGCAUCGUUGUUGCAUGGGAAUUUCACCGUCAACCAAUCAGGAUCGGUGUUUAGAUUUGCAGUUAAUUGCAGAGUUUUGUGUUACCGGGCCCAGCUCAUGCCAGAUUUUGCCUUUCAAUAUCAUACCAAAUUGUUGCCUUACUGACUGGCCCUUUAUCCAUCAGCCAUAUGCCUCCUAAAUGGCAUGAAUACUCUUUAUACUGAAUGAACGCCCCAGAAAUCAACAACAACAACAACAUUCAAAGUCUGUAUUUUAUACACUGUAAGAAUGAACACAGCGAAACGCAGGAUCAUAUUGUGUAGCGAGUCUAGGAUUUCAGGUGAGCAAAAAUGAAUGAGUUGAAGACAUGAUUUUCAACCUUUUUUUUGGGGGGGGGGGGUGCUAAAAGCUGGGGACCUGUCUAUUUGCGGAGAGAGGGUUAGGAAAUAAAGAUGAUACAGUGGCCUUGUCUUCACUAAUUGGGCAAUCCUUUCUAACUUAUAUUAAGUUUAUAAAUAUACAGUGUAAUUAGCACAAUUAGCAUGACACAUUUCAUUGCACAAUAUUUUAUAACUGCAGAAAGGUUUGCUGUGUGUUUAAUAGUCUCUGUUACAAUAUUCCACACAAAUGUACUCAAGCACUUCAUUUUAUUUAGUGGGGGCAUCGUGGUCUAGUUGAUAUGACUCAUCUUUCAGUCAGAGGGACGUGGGUUCGAACCCUAGCCAUGGUAUGUUUUCUUUCAGCAAGAAAUUCACCCACAUUGUGCUGCACUCGACCCAGGUGAGGUACAUGUAUGUGGCUUCCUGGUAGGAUUUAUUCCUAUUAUGCUUUAGCGCCGAUACGGCACCUCAGCUAAGGCUGGGGUAAUAAUAUGAUACCAAGUGUCAAAGCAUGUUUGAGUAUAUGCACAUAGUAACUGAGCUAUACACAGUAAAUAUUAUUAUCGUUAUUAUGUCAUUUCUAAUUGAUUAAAAAUGCAUUGAUCGUACAUUGAAGGCCAUGCUUGGGGGCAAUAUUUGCCUUUAAUAGCAGGAAUCAAAUCCAAAAGGCUUGCAUUUUCAGAUGGGUGCUAUUUCUACAUGGGGAAACAUACAAUGUACAUGUUUACAACACCUAUAUAAAGAUGUACAUUGUAGCAUUGAUGCAUGGAACCAUGUCAUCUGUAUCAUGUAUACUUUGUCCAACAUUCAAUAUCAUAUCUCAUUUACACUUGUAGUCAAAGGAUAUUAUAAUUUAUUUCUUAGUUCAUCUCUUAAUGGUUAAAUUGCCACUUGGUCUACACCCACUUUGUCUACUUUUCAUUGGUCUAAUUACCAUUUUGUUUAAUUAAAUAUCCAGUUAGGCGUUAGGCUAUACACAUUUGGUCUAGUUCAACUUAUUUAUAGGAUUAAACUUUAAAAGGAAUUUUCAAAUUUCAUUUGACAAAGUGCAAUAUAUAUAAAAAUAUAUAUGUGUAAGUGCACUGAGGGGAAAUUAGACUAUUUGGGUGUUAGGCUAAAUGGCAGUGUGUCCAGUAGACCAAUAGACAUGAUGGAGUUAGAUGGUCUCCUCAUAAAGCAAGUGAUUUUAAAUCUUUGAUUUUGCUUCUCUUUUGUCUUUCUCACAUUGACAUGGAGUCUUGAUAAAUUUGUCCGUCAUUCAGGCCUUAAAUCUGGUUUAGUCCCCGACUACAGGGGUGGCCGGAUUCACCCGUCCAUUCACUUUACUCCAUUCGGUGCAUCCUCCUCCCUCAACACAAGCCUCUUACUCUUCCAAACCCAACAUCUACAUUAAAACCUCAAGAUUCUAGGGAAAAAAAGUUUUGGGUAUUGAUUUUGUAAUUGUCUCAAUAUACUAGAUACUUCUGGUGGACAACAAAACCUGUUGUCUCGAUAAGAAGUUCCAGCCAAGGUAAGGUAGUAAAUAUUGCUGACAUACAUGAAAGUAGUUCCUAUUUAAAAGACUUCUCGAUGACAAGGUGUAUUGAUUUAAUUCUAUGAAAUAAAAAGCUGAUCUAGUAAUUAUAACAAAUACUAAAUCCUCCACCCAAAAAGGGAAAGAACAGUAGAUUAGGUAAUUUCUUCCCAGCGAUUAUUUUACUGGUACAAAACAAUUUGUGUUUUGUUCUUGACUGGUUAUUAUUAGAACAAUAAUUUUCUUUGUUUUUCCUUCAUUUUAUUUUUAUUAUAUGCAAGGUGCAAUACAUUUUACUUAAUGGUACAAUUUAUGCUGUUUGAUUUGUAUUAUUUUUAUCAUUCAUUAUGAUUUAUUAUGUAUCUAAUGUAGUUAAGGCAAAAGUCUUGUCAUGAAGCGGCAAUUCCGGUAUAAAGGUGCUAUCUGUUCAUCACGACUUUCCCCACAUUCCCCAUGACAUGUGAUAAUUGGUAUUGGAAAGCCAAUUAAAGGUUUCGGUGGGUAGAGGCUAUCGCGCACCUAACGACCUGACUGGUCUGCAACUGAGUGAGGGGAGGUGAAUCGCAAGGUACAUGUAGUCAUAAGCUUUGACACAGCACACCUUGCGAUCCGACUACCCAGCUAGUCAGCGACUCAAACAUGCGCCGUUUGCCAUAGCAUGUGUGAAAAUGACACUUACUACUGCGUAUGCGCAUUGCAUAUCAUGUACAUGUGGGUAUUAAGUGCGACUCUGCUGUCAGAUUGGCUUGAAGUUGGAAUGAGCUUGCGAUCCAGUUGUAAGGAUUCGACAGGUCAAAUCCUUACGAUUUUGGGGGGUUUGUCUUUGACUGGUCUGCAACUCUCAAGCUGACAAGAGCUGUGACGUCAUAUUUCCCUUCACUCAGUCGCAGACCGUCGGAUUUGUGCGGUGGCCUUAAAAUGUAGCUCUUACUGUUGACAAGGGCAUAAAUAUUAUUCUUUGUUUGCUUUGUAAUUGACUAGUGCAUCAUUGGUGGAAAAGCUUUUUAUUUCUUUACUUUCAUUGAAAUGUGCAUUUAUAUUCAAGUUCAACAAACUCUGAAGGGAUAUUAUAGAAACCAAGGAGGCUAAGUGGAAAGGGUAGAUAAUUUACCAAUAUGCAAAUUUGUGUAUGUUGUUAUUGUGUCACCCGAAAAUGCGCAGCAAGGAUGUGUUGUUUUCUAAAGUAUGAUAAAUUAAUGAAUAGUAUACUGCAAUUUCUUUUUUAUACACGUUAUUUAUGAAUUGAGCAGAUAUCUGUGCACUGCAUGCAAAUAAUAUUUAUCAGGGUAUUUCCUUUUAUGCAGAAAGAACGAAAAUAAGUUCUUAUAAUUUGAAAGUUCCCAUUAGUGUUUAAACGCACAACUCCAUGAUUACUUAAAAAUGGUGAAGGGGAUAUUCUGAAAUAAAUUCUAAUUAAUUCAUCAAUGUAUGUACUUUAUUAGCAGAUGUAUAUUAUGAAAGUAAGUUAAGCAGAUAUUAUAUGACCAUACUGUCAUUUUCAGUAUUAAAUUUAUAUCAUUUGAA
Messenger RNA from Lytechinus pictus (painted urchin), 6311 nucleotides. Its product is annotated as pleckstrin homology domain-containing family M member 1-like. The record is from RefSeq and is a predicted model, not a curated record. NCBI's taxonomy places the organism in Eukaryota, Metazoa, Echinodermata, Echinoidea, Temnopleuroida, Toxopneustidae. The transcript has 16 exons. Bases 89 to 2836 code for a protein of 915 amino acids.